AUGGAGCCAAUACACGAAGUCCGGCAACACACUACUCCGCAAAGCUCACGAGGAGGCACAGAGCGAGACAGAGUUUCUAUUCCACAAGUUUCAAAAGUUACGAAGGAUGAUAUGCUCUACGUCGGUGUGCUCGAGGAAGUGCGCCGCGCGCGGGCAAGCUGGGAAGCUGGACGCAACAACCUGGCGCUCAAACAUUUGAGAGAGGCAGUGAGCUUGUGCAAUGACUAUGAUGGCUCAAGCCAGCUGUGGCAAGCGUGCCGGAAUCUCGAGAAUGAGUUGAAUCGUUUGCAUGUCGUCCCAGCCCCCACGUCGCCUCACAAGAGACGUCGCGCGUCAUCUGCGCAACAUGAGCCACCGCCCAACAGCCACAAGACAUCGGAUGCCGGUACGAUUGAUACUUUGUGGCAAAGACUGGACGCUGCAACAAAACAACCCAUGCUAUCGGACUACAGGGUAUCGAUUGCCAAUACUGCCGACACUUUGUAUGAGAAACUGAUCGCCGACACAAAGGUGCCUAUGCCAUCAGAUCAAACCUCGAUCAGGCGCAACAGUCUGCGACGCACAAGGUCGCUUUCUCAUGCCGGGGACAGUAUCCCGAACAGCUUCUCUGCCAGUUGGAACCCUUAUCGCAUGUCUACAUCCACCUCUGCCUUUACUGGUAUUUCUGAAUUCGAAGCUCGGCAGAGGGCAGGACUGCAUGCGCAGACAGAGCGAAGACAGACUGCCAGGUCAGAAACUGGUCGCUCGAUCUCAAGAGAUAACGAGUUCGAGGCUCUCAAGAGAUGGCAGGGACAGUUGCCACAGAGUCCAUCGCACUUCAAAAACUGCGAAGACCCGUCCCCGAGGCGACAUUCGUUUCCUGUUGCAAGCCCUCCAAGCUCUCCGUCUUCAGUGUGGUCUUCAGUGUCUACUCACACGAGAAAGAGGUCGAUCCACAGCACUCCCAAGCAUCUCAAAUCCUCGUCACUACAGAUUGAGAGCUCUGACAAGCCCGACUCGAGUGACUCGGCGUCGGACUAUUCUACACGCCGAUCAUCCCUGGACGAGACCAGCACUGUGCUUUCGGACACUCCCUCCCUGUCGAAGCUCAGCGAACAUAUACACUCUAACCCUUUCGCAGAAUCGAAUAGCACCAUUACCAGCAGAAUUCGUCGUCUCUCCACAGAAAUAUCGCCACUGGCGCCAUUGACGAUACCAGGAUCUCUAUCGCAUGAGAGCAGUGAGCCUAUCGUUCGUAGUCCGUUGCGAGAGGCCAUUACGGCCGACGAUGACUUUCCUGUCACGUUUACGGCGUCGCCGAUAUCUUUGGAUGAAGGGGACCAUCGAAAUAACCGCACACCUGUGCCUGCCUCGAGUCAAACAAGCCUGCCGCCUGUGACGACUACAACUUCGCCAACUAAGUCUAGUCCGCUGCGCAGAACGUUCUCAGUGGCAGCGUCGGAGCCAGCAGAAGUGUCAGAUGCCGACCAGUCAUCGGCAUCUGGGCUAUCAAGGGAUAGCAACAAGUCGGUCGAGGCAAUCGAGUCCGGUGAAAACGACGCAUACGGGGACGCUGAUACCACCAGUAAUCCGUCAGCGAAAAUGACCGAUUCCAUGAGCCCUCAUGAGUCCGCACCACUUGUUGGUAUGGUGUGGAAAGCCACGGUUCCCCCAGCUCCAGGGCUUGAUGCACCCGACGCUUUGAGUUUGACACAACCAGGGCCAGCCCUUGACACUUCGCUCCCAGCAUCUUCUGCAGUGCUACCAACAGCAGAAGUUCCAGAUAAGGAACCCACAGCGGAGGCCAAAAGGACGAGGACAACAGCGGACUCACAGGUAACAACGUCCGUCAGUUCAUAUAGGCUCAGUCCGGCGCCUCUCCGACCGCCACACUCGAAGCCGCAACCAAGCAACAGUUCCAUGCUCAAGGAGUCACUCGGGUCUCUCGACACAAGAUCCACACAGCCAAGACAUAGUGGUAUGUCCGCGGCUGCACGAGGAAGCGGUGGAUCUGUGUCGUCCCUGGCCUCUCGAUUUGAGAACACAACACCAACCCACAAGCAGCCGGCAAGCAGCUCGCCCAGCACACAGAUCGCUUUUGCACGUGCGAAAGCUGCAUUCGGAGGCGCUUCUAGUAAUCAGUCUCCCAAGUCACGGGUCUCAGCUAGCACCGUAGGCAGCGGUGGAAGUUCUCCAUCUAGCCCACAAAGCUCAUCUAGUGCUGGAAGUCGUGCCAGUGACGGUCUCAAUCAGGGCGACAGCACCGCCCUGGCAGAGGCCUGGGAAGAUUCGUGCAAGCCCGGCCCCUGCCAGCCUAGCAACGAGCAGAAGGCGCACACCACCAUUGGCGAAGUCAACACAGUCGAAUGA
This is a messenger RNA of Cyphellophora attinorum, 2349 nucleotides long. RefSeq lists its product as uncharacterized. Lineage: Eukaryota; Fungi; Ascomycota; Eurotiomycetes; Chaetothyriales; Cyphellophoraceae. The transcript is spliced from 2 exons. Bases 1 to 2349 code for a protein of 782 amino acids. The record is from RefSeq and is a predicted model, not a curated record.